Salarias fasciatus (jewelled blenny) is the source of this 1653-nucleotide messenger RNA. RefSeq names its product ras association domain-containing protein 10-like. Gene Ontology annotation, biological process: signal transduction. The record is from RefSeq and is a predicted model, not a curated record. NCBI's taxonomy places the organism in Eukaryota, Metazoa, Chordata, Actinopteri, Blenniiformes, Blenniidae. The transcript has a single exon. Bases 159 to 1625 code for a protein of 488 amino acids.
CCUCCGGUCGGCAGGACGCUCCUCCGGUUCUCGUCCGGUUCUCGUCCGGUUCUCGUCGCGCCGCGGGGAGCCGGCGUCCCGCGGAGCCCCCUCUGAGGGACUCUGCUGGUUCUGGGAGUUGGUGAACCGGACCGGAGCUGGUCCCCGGGCGCCGGGCCAUGGAGCCGCGGGCCGGGAGCGGGAGCGUCCCGGUGUGGGUGUGCCGGGAGGAGCGGCGGGUGUCCGGGCUCACGAGGCGGACCACCUGCGGAGACGUGGUGAGGGUCCUGCUGGAGGACCAGACCCUGCGGGAGGCCGGGGUCCUGUCCGGACCCCCGCAGUCCUACUGCGUGGUGGAGAAGUGGCGCGGGUUCGAGCGCGUGCUGCCGUCCCGGACCCGGAUCCUGCGGCUCUGGGCCGCCUGGGGCGCCGAGCGGGACUCGGUCCGCUUCCUGCUGCUCCGGAACGACGCCUCGCUGCCCGGUACCGGGCCCCGCAGCGCCGAGGCCCGGGUCGUCCCGAGCCGGGACGGCGGAGGUCCGGGAGCCCUGCUCAAGGGCAGCGGCAGGAGCAGCCGGACCGCCGCGGCCGCCUCCCUGACCCGGGACCGGCAGCGGCGCGUGGUGAGGAAGGCGUUCCGGAAACUGGACCGGAUGAACCGGCAGAAGGAGCGGAGCGCGGACCGGGAGCCGGACUCCGUGGACAGGAUGGAGACCCUGGUCCACCUGGUGGUCUCGCAGGACCACACCAUCCGCCAGCAGGGCCACCGGAUCCGGGAGCUGGACCGGGAGAUCGAGCGCUACGAGGCCGGGCUGCACUGCGACCGGGUCCGGAGGCUCGGAGCCAACUACGUCCAGGACCUCUACCUGCUGGAGCCCCGGUCCCCGGAGGAGCCCCGGUCCGGGGACCGGCGGGACGCACCGGGGCCCCGGUCCCCGGAGGAGAACCGGUACCCGGACCGGCGGGACGCACGGCGCGCGACGGAGCGGCUGGACGCUGACCUGCAGGGCGCACGGGACCAGCGGGACGCGGACCGGGAGGACGCACGGCGCGCGGCCGACGCGCUGGCGCAGUUCCAGGAGCACGCGCGCCGCUGCGAGGAGGUGGCGCUGCUGCAGGAGGAGCUGACGGAGCGCGAGGCGCUGGCGGAGAGGAUCACCGGGGAGAUCCGGGACGAGCUGAACCGGCGGUGGAUGAAGCGGCGGCGCGCGGAGCGGGAGGAGGACGCGCGGCGGGACGUGGAGGACGCGCCAGGCGCCGCGGAGCGGGACGAGGAGCGGCAGCGCGUGCGCACGCAGCUGGACGCCAGCCUGUACGUGGGCCUGCGGCUCCAGACCGAGCUGGACGCGGUGCGGGGAGACCUGGACCGGAGCCUGGCGCUGUGGGAGACCCGGGAGCGCGAGCUGCUGGACCUGCUGGAGCUGCUGGCUCGGGCGGAGGCCGGGGGGCCGGGCGGAGGCCGGGCGGAGGCCGGGGGGCCGGGCGGAGGCCGGGCGGAGGCCGGGGGGCCGGGCGGAGGACCGGCGGAGGCCGAGGGGCCGGGCGGAGGACCGGCGGAGGCCGGCAGCUCCAGCGACUCGGACUCGGACACCGGACUGAGCUCCAUGGACUCCGACAACCCGCCUGUGUGCGAGUCGCUGGUUUAGCAGGACCAGAACCCGGAACGCCCACCUC